Musca vetustissima is the source of this 734-nucleotide messenger RNA. Its product is annotated as A disintegrin and metalloproteinase with thrombospondin motifs 6-like. Lineage: Eukaryota; Metazoa; Arthropoda; Insecta; Diptera; Muscidae. The record is from RefSeq and is a predicted model, not a curated record. Bases 24 to 734 code for a protein of 236 amino acids. The transcript is spliced from 5 exons.
ACAUAAACAAGUACAAACUAAUCAUGGAAUCCCGCCUUCAAUUGAAUGCCAUAAUUUGUCUGCUGGUCACAACCUCAACGUGGCAUGUUUAUGGUGAUGAACAGCAACAGCAGCAACAACAACAUCAACAAUUACUCAUUGGCCUGCAUUCGGACGAACUGAAAUCUGGAGAAUUAAUAAUACCGCGUAAAGUCAACAGAAAUGGUGAAUUUGUAUCGCACAACCUGCAACAUCAUCAUGGCCAGCAUUACAAACAUAAUCGUAAACGUCGCAGUAUCGACGAUACACAAUUGGAGCCAGAAGUUCACUAUCAUUUGGAUAUAGAAAAUGAAACGCUGCAUUUGGAAUUGGAGCCACAUAGUUAUUUUAUGACACCGCACCUGAUUGUGGAAAGACAUCGUCGGGAUUUGCGUACCCGUAAACGUUUGCAAAAAAAUACCAAUUGUCAUUAUAAUGGACGGAUUAAGGAUCAACCAGAUUCGAGGGUAGCUUUGUCAGCUUGUAAUGGUUUGGUUGGUCACAUAAAAACCAAAAAUAAUGAAUAUUACAUUGAGCCAUCAAAACUUCAUGCCGCAGCCCACAACGUUAACGGACAUCCGCAUGUUGUAUUUCAAAGAUCAUCUGUUAAGGAAAAGUUAAGAGACAAACCAUAUAAACAUCUAGACAAAUUACUGCAACAGCAACAACAACCCACAAUGAAAUUGAAUUUGCCCGAAAAAAGUUGUCAAUGCUGA